CAGCCCCCCCCCCCCCGCUCCCGUUCGCUCACAAAUACUUACUGCCGCCAUCACGCAGACGUGCGCCUUCAUACAUGUGAACAUAUUGGCACAUUUGGAGCGAGGGACCCCGGGGGGAAGGAUGUGUGCACCUGGACGGCCGGUCACGCUGCUGCUGCUCCAUCUGAUCAGCUCAGCCUCCUCAUCCCCCGUUUCCCCUCCCACACCUGCUCCACCUCUCCCAUGGCAAGUCGUGGCCCCCGCCCCGUCUCUGGCAUCCUCCCCGCCCCUCGGUGACUCAGCGGUGGGCUGCCCUCUGACGGUGUCUCCCUCCACCCUGGUCGUCAGGUUCGGAGAUCCAGCCACUGCAAACUGCUCUGUGUCCCAGAUGGGCUUCUCUCUCCUUGGUUGGGAAGUCUCACUGGCGGCUCCUGACCCCACGAUGGAUGGGUUUCUGGUCUGGCAUGUUGACAGGUUGACUGACUGGGGCAUCCGACCAAUAUGCUAUGCGCUAGCUGACACGGGGGGGCGGUGCGACAUCGCUCUCCCUCUGAUAGUGUACAAGCCUCCACACAAAGUGUCCAUCAGCGCUAACCACACUGGGCCGAUGAUGGAGGGUCAUCGGUACACUCUGCAGUGUACAGUAGAGGACGUGGCUCCUGUUAAGAACCUCUCUGUGAGCUUCUACAGAGGACAGACAGCACUGGGUCUCCCACAGUCCAUCAACAGCACAGAGGAGGAACCAGAGAAACCAGUGACUCAGAACUUCACUCUGGACAUCAACCCGGGUAGAGAAGAUGAUGGAGCGGAGUACUGGUGUGAAGCGAAGCUGGAACUGGGACCUGAAGGACUGAAGCUCCCUUUAGUGAUGUCACAAAAGAUCACCACCAUUGUCCUCUUUGGUCCGUGGCUCUCGUGUCCCACAAAGCUGCAGGUGAGAGAGGGCGAGAGUCUCCGCUGUGAGGUGGGCGGAAACCCUUCGCCGUUGGUCACAUGGUUCAGAGAUGGACAAGUGGUUGCCCUGCCCACUCACUCAAGCAGAGGGGAUGCUGGGAAAUACACGGUCUCUGCAACAGGACGCCUCGGACAGAAAAACUUCACGGUGGAGGUGGAGGUCCUCCCUGCCAGUGGAAACACAAACAGCUGUAAUGAACACUUCCUGUUGGCCAUCCUGCUGAUUCAGAUGAUUAACUGGCUGUAGGACUUGAGGUGGGAUUCCUCGCUCUGGAUGAGCGGCUCCGGGCCUGAGAAUCGCUGGAAAACUCGUCGAGUCUCUCUUCAUUUGUUCAAGCGGCUCCGGUUUUCUCUCUCAACGUCUUAUUUCGCAACUUCCUUUUCAUCAGAAUCUCAGGUCCCAUUAGAAGCGGAGUUCCUUUUUGAGCUUCUGCCCAGGUACAUUUUCUUCUUUCCUUACAGCAGGUUGAUGAUCCACAACCACACGGACUCUCUGGAUCCUCUUCCAACAGUGUUUCACUUCCUGUCUGUGGACAUGCGUUUAUUAUUCUGCAGAAUGAAGACCCACCAAAGUGGA
Pungitius pungitius (ninespine stickleback) is the source of this 1510-nucleotide messenger RNA. RefSeq names its product intercellular adhesion molecule 3-like. Gene Ontology annotation, biological process: cell-cell adhesion. Gene Ontology annotation, cellular component: membrane. The coding region runs from base 122 to 1180 and encodes 352 amino acids. The record is from RefSeq and is a predicted model, not a curated record. Gene Ontology annotation, molecular function: integrin binding. The transcript is spliced from 7 exons. NCBI's taxonomy places the organism in Eukaryota, Metazoa, Chordata, Actinopteri, Perciformes, Gasterosteidae.